AUUUUCUAAGAGGAAGCAACACAAAUGGGUCAAAUUCUGUCGUCGUCGUCGUCGUCGUCGCACCAGCGUCAACACCAACAACCUCAUCAGCAACAACCUCAACAACCUCAUCAGCAACAACAGCAACAACAGCAGCAGAGGCAGCCGCCGAGCCAGAAGGCGCCUGCGACCGCGACCGGCGCAAACCGCCUCCAAGUGGUCUUCUUCCCGGACGCCAACCUGGUGUGCAAGUUCUGGCUGGAGCAAGGGGCGUGCAGACACGGCGCGUCGUGCAAGUUUGCGCACACACAGACGGGCCUUGCGACGCUGCUCAAGGCGCUGCACUCUGCGCGGGCGACGCUGGACGUGUGCGUCUUCACCAUCACCUGCGACCAGAUCUCGGACGCGCUGAUCGAGGCGCACAAGCGCGGCGUCAAGGUGCGCGUCAUCUCAGACAACGACCAGAAGGACACCCUGGGCUCGGACAUUCACCGGAUGGCACAGGCGGGCAUCCCGACGCGCACCGACGCAGAGGCCUCGCAUAUGCACCACAAGUUUGCCAUUGUCGACAACUCGCUCGUGCUCAACGGAUCGUUCAACUGGACACGCCAGGCGGUCCUCCAAAACCAGGAGAAUGUCGUGAUUAGCGACGAUCCGCGACUUUCGCACGCGUUCGCGGCCCAGUUUGAGUCGCUUUGGCAAAAGUACGCCAGGAACCUCGUCAAGAACUAAGAGGCACACCUAAUGCGUAGCGGAUGGCUGUUUUGUGGUGGUGGUGGUGGUGGUGGUGGUGGUCAUCAUUGGUGAUCACGAAGGUGUUGUCAAUUUUGUUAGGGGGUGUUGUUCGCAUUGGUCGCCCGAUUUCGAGGUUUUUGGAGUACAAAGCUUUUCGGGUCUUCGAAUUGUUAGCUCAUGUAGAAUACAGUGGAAUUCAAAACCAAG
Messenger RNA from Capsaspora owczarzaki ATCC 30864, 921 nucleotides. RefSeq names its product phospholipase D6. Gene Ontology annotation, cellular component: mitochondrion. Lineage: Eukaryota; Filasterea; Ministeriida; Capsasporidae. The transcript has a single exon. Gene Ontology annotation, molecular function: metal ion binding; RNA endonuclease activity producing 5'-phosphomonoesters, hydrolytic mechanism. Gene Ontology annotation, biological process: piRNA processing. The record is from RefSeq and is a predicted model, not a curated record. Bases 25 to 711 code for a protein of 228 amino acids.